AUGGCCUCUCAUCCAAUGACCAGUUGCUCCGAAAAUAAUGAUGGCUGCAUUCCUGUUGGAUCAGCAUCAUAUAACAAUAUAAAAGAUUUCGAUCUGGAGGACAUUGUGCAAACAUUGACGAAUACGGUUAAUGCAACAGUUAAUACAGCCGUGCAACUGAUAUUGAGUGAUGUGGGAGGCGAAUUCUUUUAUCCUAAUCCAAGGCCUCGGACUAAGACCACAAAAGUACAUCAUGAAUUUCUUAGCUUCGAUGCUGAAUACAAAGAGAAGAGUAUUGAUUGGGUUACUAUACAGGAUUUUUCAGUCAAUGAAAUAUUCACACAAGUGCGCGACUUUAUAAAUUUGUGGCAUUUAUCAGAUGCUACGAAAUUUACGCUUGGGAUAAACGACAAGUCACAUAUUAUACCAAGGAAGGGUACUAGAUAUUUUCUUGAUGCAAUUUUUUCGAA
This is a messenger RNA of Rhagoletis zephyria (snowberry fruit fly), 449 nucleotides long. RefSeq lists its product as uncharacterized. NCBI's taxonomy places the organism in Eukaryota, Metazoa, Arthropoda, Insecta, Diptera, Tephritidae. The record is from RefSeq and is a predicted model, not a curated record.